Daucus carota subsp. sativus is the source of this 1396-nucleotide messenger RNA. Its product is annotated as rhomboid-like protein 20. Lineage: Eukaryota; Viridiplantae; Streptophyta; Magnoliopsida; Apiales; Apiaceae. Gene Ontology annotation, molecular function: serine-type endopeptidase activity; protein binding. The transcript is spliced from 8 exons. The coding region runs from base 183 to 1067 and encodes 294 amino acids. The record is from RefSeq and is a predicted model, not a curated record.
AGAUUUAUAUUUUAUAUUUGUAUAUUUAAUCAGAUUAUUAUACUCUGCUGUAUGUAAAACUCAAUGAAAUUGGGAUGUUAAACAAAGAUAAACAAUCACAAAAAGAGGCUACAAAGUAAAAAUUUGGGAGAGACUUGGAGAGAAAGAGAGGGAGAGAGAGAGGUCGUUGGUUCACUUUGAAGAUGAACGGCGGCCCAUCUGGUUUCAAUAAUGCUCCGAUCACUAGAGCAUUUGUAAUAAGCUGUGUGAUCUUCACACUUGUGUUUGGGAUCCAAGCUCGUUCUAACAACCUCGGCAUCUCAUACCAGGAUAUUUUCCAGAAGCUUAAACUUUGGAAGCUAGUUGUAUCAGUUUUCGCCUUCUCAUCCACACCGGAGUUGAUGUUUGGAGCUUAUUUAUUGUACUACUUUCGAGUGUUCGAGAGGCAGAUAAGUUCUAACAAGCACUCUGUGUUUAUCUUGUUCUCUUUGAGUGUGUCUUUGCUGCUUGAGUUCCUGGCAGUAGCACUUCUAAAAGAUCCAUCCUUAAAUUCACUCACAUCUGGCCCAUACUGGCUUAUAUUUUCUGCAUUUGUACCCUUUUUCUUUGACAUUCCAAUUUCGACCCGGUUUCGUGUUUCUGGCCUCCGCUUCUCCGACAAGACUUUUAUAUAUUUAGCAGGUCUUCAGCUUCUCUUAUCAUCCUGGAAGAGAUCUAUUAUACCGGGGAUAUGUGGCAUUCUUGCGGGUUCCUUAUAUCGGUUAAAUUUUUUUUACAUCCGAAGAUUGAAGUUUCCAGAGUUUAUUGCCUCGUUCUUUUCAAGGCUUUCUUUACCUUCGGUUGGGAGUACAUCAUCUGCUGUACCAACUAGAAAUGUUCUGGGAAAUGUCCCUUCAUAUGCAGCAGGUCGCCAAGUGGAGGUAAACCAUCCCACGCCAGUAUCAUCUACACCAGAACCGCCAGAGGAUUCGAUUGCAACACUUGUUUCAAUGGGUUUUGAUAGGAGCUCCGCCAGACAAGCACUUGUCCAUGCCAGAAAUGACAUCAACACUGCAACAAAUAUCCUUCUCGAGUCGCAGUCUCACUGAUCUAAUGAAAUUAUUUUUCUUACUCUCCAGUAUAGGAAGUUAGCUAUAGAAUGGAAGUGGAGUUCGAUGCAUGGAGACUAUAUCAUCCUUAAAGGUAACGAAGAUCGGAUAGAUCUGGUGCUACAAAAAAUUCCAUGUCGUCACGAAAUUUCCUUUUGUUUUUUGGGGCCUCUGUUCUCACUUGAACUCAAUUAUUCUAGCUCUUAGGCAUAUGUACACCGACUACUAUUGAAAAUAGGACCUGCUGGAUUGUUUGACUUGACAUCUGCAAAUUAUAUGUAAAGAUAUGUAGAGUUGCAGGUCCCAACCUUGCACAUAUUUUUCAGUUA